Zootermopsis nevadensis is the source of this 3311-nucleotide messenger RNA. It is a transcript of the gene Mtp, whose product is annotated as microsomal triacylglycerol transfer protein. Gene Ontology annotation, cellular component: basolateral plasma membrane; endoplasmic reticulum; Golgi apparatus. The record is from RefSeq and is a predicted model, not a curated record. Gene Ontology annotation, molecular function: lipid binding. Gene Ontology annotation, biological process: lipoprotein metabolic process; lipid transport. Lineage: Eukaryota; Metazoa; Arthropoda; Insecta; Blattodea; Termopsidae.
CUGUGUGGUUGGAAGUUCUGCUCAUUUAUAGUUUUAUACGAAACUAUAAACAAGACUGGAGCUUAGUAAAAUAUGAAAAUAGCUUUACUUUUACAACAGUCAUAUACAUUGAGGUUUCAGGCUUGUGUUAGUUGAUGCCUGUAGGCAUCCUCUGAAUUUGUUGACAUCUGAAAAAGGUGGGCCAUGGUUUCGGUCCAAGUUUUAAGUGAUUCGUUAAUGGCGAAGUCAGAGGUCUCGUACGGCGUUAGAUAUUCGAAAGUGGAGUGUCCCUGUUGUCACGAAGACUGAUUGGUGACUUAUAUGUGGACCAAUAUUACGAUCUGGUGCCGUGUGAUUGGUAAACUUGUGUCAAUGAAUGGACUACUUGGUUUUCCUGUGGAUCAGUUUUGAACUGGAACACACCGGAAGCCUAAGAUCAAUGCAGUUCACACAACUAGCAGCAGUUAUGUUCUAACUGCCAGAUGGCACCAACAGCUGGCUCUACCGCUGUGUCCAGGCAGUUCCAGCUUGGCUCCGGGCACGCUUAUCGUCUGGAAAGCACCGUGCUCCUGAAUGAGGCCGGGACGCGCGUCGGCAAGGAUGUCGGCUACCUGGUCACCGCCACCCUCAGCGUCGGGGCACUCUGGCAAAGCCCCUUCGACCCAAACGAUAAGCUGCUCCAACUGCAGCUGUCGUCGCUGCAGCUGCACAUCAAGUCUAGGAAAGCGCCAGAACCGGAAGGAUUUGUGGUGCACGCGUCAAAGUUGGAGGCCUUAAAGAACUUACCUUACUUAGUUCACUGGAAUACAGGCAAAAUCGAGCACGUGUUCCUCUCGGAAGGCGAAGACCUGUCCGUGGUGAACCUCAAGAAAGGAGUUGCUAGCCUCUUCCAGUUCCAGAUUCUGGACGUGACUCAAACAGAAAAGGACGCAUCUGGCAAAUGCCAGGUGUCCUACAGGUCACUAGACCCGCGUACAUUCCUUAAGACCAAGACUGACUGCAUCUCAGGGAAGACUGUUCCUUUCAUCCUACACCCUGACAAGGUUAUGGGAACUUUGGUUACGUCGAAGAGAGAAUCAGAGUAUCGGUUGUCGACUGAUAUGUCAGUCAUACAGUCUGUUGUGGCAGAUGAAAUGCAUAGCAUGGUGGUGGAGAUGCGGCACGAUGCAGGGGGUGCCGUCAGAGCAUCACAACAGAUUAUUUUGACAGAUGCUGCGGUUGACGUGCCACAAAUCAAGGCCUCGUCACUAGAAGAAGCUGUUCAAGAAGUAGAGAAAAAUCUAAAGACAACAUUUACGAAACAAAUUCUGGUGACGGAAAGUGAACCGCCAGCCUGUCAGGAAGAUUGUCCGACGCUGUAUAAACUAGUGAAGGAAAAUCGCGACCACCUGAAAGACGAAACUCUCGGAACGUCUCGCUCAGCUGCCAUAUUCAUCAAACUGUUGAAUGUUGCAAGAGGAUCGAGAAUGGAAGAUAUUUACAAAGUGCUGAAGAGCUCAAAGAACAAGGACAUUUUGUUGCAGCUGUGUGAUUUGGUCGGGGCAACACAGACGGUGGCGGCACAUGAGGCUGCGAGGAAAUUCCUCCGUCUAGACUCCGAAUCAGACCUAGAUGUUAAUGAACGGUACUUCUGGGCUCUCUCGAUGGGCUCACACCCAGAACUUCAGGUUAUCAAAGAUGUCCUGAAACUAACAUACAAGGAUUUCCCAGAGAAGUUGUCGGAAACUCUGUUGUUGACUGUUGCAGCUCUAACUAACCGAUUCAUGAAGCUUCCAGGAAAUAGCCAACUGAAGAUAAUUGGAGAAGUAAAGGUGUCGUUGGUGGAUGGGCUUUCUGGAUGUGCUAACGAAGAGUGCAAGCAGAAGUACUUACGUGCCUUAAGAAACCUGGGGCUGAAAGAGACGGUGCCUGUAUUGCUGCGGCACGCCCUGUACGGAACGAAGAAGACGAGUGUUACGGCGAUGAAGGCCUUGCGAUCAAUGCCACCUAGUAGCUGGGACGAUGAGGUGGAGAAAGCAGCCGCGCGGAUAUAUUACCAGAUAGGAAAGAGAUUUGACUCUAGUGCCAGAACUUUGGCUGCAGACAUUUUACUGGAAUCUAAUCCAAGCCGCGAGGUUCUUCGAGAACUACUGUUAUCUCUGGCUUCGAGAGUAGAUCCAGUUCAUGAGGUGCGACAAUAUGUACUGCAGAGGGUUCAUCAGAUGAGUGACAAGGAUCCAAAUUUUGGAGCCCAAGUGAUGUCGAUAAUACGGGAAGAACACAAAAAACUGAACAAUUACAAUGGGAUGGUUCAACGAGGGCUGUCCACUGCUUUCACGCGGUCAUUCCUCUCCAGUCCAAGUGGGAAUGGCAGCUUGGUGACAGUUCAGGAAAUAGCUGGUGGGCUUCUCAAGAGGGGUCGCGUUGAUGUGGUCUUGGACAAACAGGGGUCAUCGCAGGAAAUCUUCACACUGGGGCUGUUUGCUGGAGGUCUGAGUUCAUUCAUAUCAUCUGAUGAGGAACCAUCCGAUUCAGAAGAAGCAGAGGAGCCUGCCACUGCGGGCAUGGAGAUAACAGCGCUGGGAAUUCAAGUGCGGCCAUUUGUGUUCUUCAGCGGACAGGGCGAACUCAUGGGGCAUGUCUGGUCAGGAACUGGAUCGGAGAAAACACCGGCCUUUCAGACACUGGCACUGCUGCAAGACCAUCUGCAAUACCUGCCCCUUCAAUCUGGAUUCAUCGCUGAAUUAAACCUGAUGGGGGUUGUGUCAUUUGAUCUGUCAGGACAGAUUCAGCUCAGCUUAUGGAACAGAAAUGCACAUUCACUUGUUGAGAAAAACGCUGGAAUCACGAUAACAGGGAUAAUGAGGGUUGACUCGUCAUUUGUGAGGAGUCAAGUGGAGUUCAACAUAGCAACAGAGGCCAGACUGAACCUGGUGUCAGAUAUUGAUUUUUACAGCAACGUUGCUCUCUGCCUUCAAUUACGAUCUCCAGAUUCAGUGGUUAAACACAACAUCUACAAGGUGGAGCGGAUCCCUGGCAGUAAACACCGAUUACGAAAGGCAAAGUACAGAGUUUCGAAAGUCCCUGGCAAGACGUAUGCCCUCAACAGGAAGAACAAUGAAAUGUGCAAUGUUAUAUUCAAGGAAUGAGUUGAUGUGAACUGUACAGUGCAUUAAAACUACUAUGUUGAAUUACAGCAUGACAAACAAACUGAUUGUGUCUCGUCAGGCCACAAAGCAGUUGUUGAUGUGUACGAACAGUCUUUGAUGGUGCACUCUCUGAUUCUCCUGCCAAUAAUUUAUCUACGUGUAUUUUUUGUACAUAAUUGAUGCUCAACAAACAUUCCUUGUUUA